Messenger RNA from Pimephales promelas (fathead minnow), 7538 nucleotides. The record is from RefSeq and is a predicted model, not a curated record. Lineage: Eukaryota; Metazoa; Chordata; Actinopteri; Cypriniformes; Leuciscidae.
GCCUUUGCCGAUUUAAACAUGGACAGGAGACAAGUUUAUGCAUUUCUGACAUCCAGCGAAAUACGAAAACGAAGACCUGUCAGAAUGGGAUGCUGGUGAAGAACCUGAUUCAUUUUUGGAGUAUGGCCAUAUUCAAACCAAGAUCUGAAGGUGACGGUGCUGAUUAAUGUGAAUGGAAACUGCUGGAGUCAUUGCCACUAAAGAUUCUCUAGGAGACUGAACGCUUUCGGUGGGUGUCUGUCCUGCGUGUGCGUGCAUACCGGUUGUUUUUUUCUGAGCCGUUGGACUGACGCACGGAUACUGCAGCAGAACUGCAGGGGCCUGGACGCUAACCUGGAGGACAUGAAGACCCAGUGGAUCCCCCACCCCUGAGCACCAGAACCCACUGCUGCUGCACAUUCUGCUGAGCUGAGCAGAGCUCCCAGAGGCCGAUAGGAUGCUGACAGCUCGCGAUGGAGCUCGAGAUGAAGCUCAGAAGCUGCACAGGAAAUGGAUGAAGCACCAGGCCUUCAUGGCUGAACUGGCCCGCAACAAAGAAUGGCUUGCCAAGAUUGAACAGGAGGGCGAGGAACUGAUCCAGGAACAGCCUGAGUUGCGAUCGGUGGUGGAGGUAAAGUUGAAGGAAAUCAGAGAGUGCUGGUCUCACCUGGAGAACACCACCAAAGUCAAGGCUCGCCAGCUCUUUGAAACCCAGAACCACCGCACUAUCGACCUGCCCACCAACAACCUCAGCGACCUGGACCAGCAUCUCAACGUCAUACAGGAGCAGCCACCCACACUAAGCUCCGCCCACACCACUCAACCCACCCUCCUUCAGCCCCGCCCCACUUUCAGCCAGCAACUCCAGAGGAUACAAUCGUUGGAAGCCCAAAUGCAGCUUUAUCAUGGUGUUGGCGAAGUCAGGGGCAAUGCUGAUCCCCGGAGACCAGAAGUAGAAGAGCAAGGAGGUGUGGUGGAGACCCGAAUUGUGCGUCUUAUUGAGCCUCUGAAGGAAAGGAGGCGGAUCCUUCUUGCCUCAAAAGAAAUGCACCAAGUUACCCAGGACCUGGAGGAAGAGAUUGUAUGGAUUCAGGAGCGGUUACAUUUGGCCUCAUCUACAGAAUAUGGCACCAAUCUGCAGAGUGUCCAGCAUUUAUUCAAAAACCAUGAGGCGCUGCAGAUGGAGAUGCAGGCACGGAGAGGGCGAGUCGAGGAGGUGCUGGACAGGGCAGAGGCCGUUGCUGCCCUGAGGACCCCAGAGGUGGAGCUUGUGCGGGAGGGGGCGGGGCAUGUGAAGCAGCUUUGGGAGGUGCUUCAGGUAGAGAUGGAGCGUCGCACAGUGAUGCUGGAUGCUGUGAGUCACGCCCAGCAGUACUAUACCCAGGCAGCGAAGGCUGAGUCUUGGCUCAGUGGACAGAAGCUUCAGGUCCUCAAUGAGGAAAACGGAAACGAUGAGACCAGCACUCUUAGGUUACUGAAAGAGCAGUUGGCUUUAGAGCAAACGGUAGAGAAUUAUGCAGAGACAGUGGGCUCACUGUCCCAGCAGUGCCGUCGAAUGCUUGAGUUGGGACAUCCAGACAGUGAGCAAAUCACCAAACAGCAGGCUCACAUAGACCGACUGUAUGUGUCUCUGAAAGACCUGGUGGAACAGAGGAAAACAAAGCUGGAACAGCAGUACUGGUUGUAUCAGUUGAAACGAGAGGUGGAGGCACUGGAGAAAUGGAUCUCUGAGAGGGAGGCCGUUGCCAGCUCCACUGAGUUAGGCCAGGACCUGGAGCAUGUUACGGUUCUGCAGUGCAACUUUACUCGGUUCUCUUCUGAGACGCGUGCAGUGGGUCAGAAACAGAUGGAUUCUGUCAAUAAGAUGGUCAAUGAGAUGAUUGACUGCAGUCACUCUGACGCUGCCACCAUCGCCGAGUGGAAGGAUGGACUGAACGAGUCCUGGGCGGAUCUUCUGGAGCUCAUGGAGACCAGGGCGCAGAUGCUCGCAGCUUCGUACCAGUUGCACAAGUUCUUCACUGACUGUCAGGAGGUGCUGGUCCAGAUUGAGGGAAAGAUGAGACAGCUGCCAGAGGUGAGGUCCUGUCAGGUGAGCUCGGCCAACCCUGGCACACUGCAGAGACUUCUGCACUCUUUCGAGCAUUCCCUGCAGCUGCUGGUCUCGCAGGUGCGCCAACUACAAGAAAAUGCAGCUCAGCUGCGUGCAAUUUACGCCGGGGAAAAGGCAGAUGCCAUUUUUUCCCGUGAGCAGGAAGUGAUGCAGGCCUGGAAAGAGCUCCUCGUUGCAUGUGAGGGCAGCCGUGUGCAGGUUACCACAGUAACCGAUAAGAUCCAGUUCUUUGCUGUGGUGCGAGAACUGAGCAUGUGGAUGGAUGGAAUCAUGGGACAGAUUGGCUCGACUGACGAUGCAAGGCGUGGGUUUCGGUGUUGGGUGGGUCCUUGUGUACGUGUCAGGGACCUCUCUGUGCUGGAGGGCAUGAUGUCCCAACAUCAGAUUUUGAAGAGUAAGAUAGAUAACAAGAGCAAGAACUUUGUGCAUUGCGUGGAGAUGGGAAAGAUGCUGCUCGCUGCACGCAACCCUGCAGCUGAAGAGGUAAAGGAAAAGCUGGAAUAUGUCAUGGCAAAGCAGAAAGACCUGAAUGAGCGAUGGGAACAGCACUGGGAGAAGCUUCAGCAAGCCCAGCAGAGGCUGCAGUCUACCCAGCCAGGAUCAGCAGAGCAGUCCUGGCUCACAAUCAAAGAACCAGUCACUCCAAACACUCGUGAUACAGGGGGCGGGACAGACGAGGUAGAGGAGCUGAUUCGCCGGCAUGAAGCGUUCAGGAAGGCUGCAGCCACAUGGAAGGACCAUUUCAGCUCAUUACGACAGGCAGAGAAGAUGAAGGAGGAAGCGAGCAGGCCACCUUCUACCUCCUCUCUCCUCAGCAGGCAGAUGUUCCCUCUCUCCUGCCUUGUGCCCAGCUCCUCUUCCUCGUCCUCGUCCUCCUCUCUUUUCCGUAACCCUCUUCAGGACUCUCUUCCGGAGUCUAAGCCUGGGCCGGACCUCAUGCACCCCACAGAACAGGUGGUGGCACACACACUCCCUCAGCGGCUCCUGUCCAACCUGAACAACUACACGCCCAUUAUGAAUGGCUCCUCCUACCACGGGCUAAACCAGCCAUCAGGGUUUGUGGUGGAGGGAUCUUUCUACCAUGGGCUAAAACAACAGGGUGUUUCAGGGUUGGAUAAUUCCAGCUAUCAGGGGUUAAACCAACAAGUUGGUGUCUUGGGGGUGAACAGCUCCAGCUACACUGGACUAAACCAACAGGGUGGUUUAGGAGAGGAUGGCUCCAGCUACCAUAGCCUGAACCAUUUAGGUGCUGUGGGGGUGGUAGAGCCCAAAAUAGGAUAUCCUUGGCAACACCUGAAAGCUGACUGCUUUCAGCCUAAAAUCAACCACAUUCACAAAGCUGUUCCACCUUUACUGGAGGCUCACCGAGCUCAGCUCGCCAGUGGAGGGGCAGGCGUCCCAGCUCCUACCAUGGGCCUGGACCCCUCCCUGGAGAUGAUCCACAGCCGUUUACAAAGAGACCCCCGGGGAAGCCGCUCUGACCCGCAGAUGGAUCACCUGCGGCGGGAGAGAGAGUACCGGCUUGGCCGACAGACCUCCAGCGAGCAGGAGAUACAGGCGCGACUUAACGAGCUCCCGAUGAUUGUUAGGCAGGAGCGUUACCGUCGAAGACUGGAGAGACAGUCGUCCAGUGAGCAGGAGGCCAGUGGUAGGCAGAGAGUACAGAAACAUGACUCUAGCGAUGCAGAAUCUGGGAAAGAGCCGUCCGACAAGAAACCAUCUGGGGAGAAGCGUUCCACUAUGGCUGAGAUUGUUGAGCAAGUGCAGGAGAGAGAAGCUUGCCAUUCGAAGGGAGAGGCGUACAGACCAUCCAGUAGCCUCUCUGCACCAGGGAGCCGCCUGGAUCGCCCUCGAGCUCGUGACCGCCCCAAACCACGGCGAAGACCUCGUCCAAAAGAACCCGAAGAGCCACGGAGGUCCCGUUCUGCGCCCGCUCAGGGUGGCCCAUCCACACAUCAGCCUCCUACCCACACAGUCCAACAUGAGGGCUUUUUGUACAGGAAACACGAAGAGGAAGGGAAAGAGAGAAGCCCAAACAGCAAGUCGUGGGUUAAUAUGUUCUGCGUGCUCAAACAAGGGGAGAUUGGUUUCUACAAGGACGCACGACACAAGACCACACCCUUCAACGAUGAGCCACUUCUCAACCUGGCCAUCUGCGAAUUUGACACUACCAACGGAUACAAAAAGAAGAAGAAUGUCUUCAUUCUCAGGACCACUGCUGAAGGGGACUACAUCUUCCUGGCUAAGGAUGAGGAGGAUCUGAAAGGUUGGGUCAACAGUAUCAACGCAAGCCUGAAAGAGAUCGCGGACAUUGCCAAGUGGGAGAAAGCCACAAACUCCUCAACUGACCCUGACAAAUCAGAGCGCAAGGAGCGUUCUGAAGGGGCGGAGCCAUUGGAGGGGGCGGAGAGAUCAGAGAGGUCAGAGAAGUCUGAGCGUUCAGACCGAUCAGAUAAAAUAGAGGCAUCGGACAAAAGCUCAGAAAAGAGGGACGCAUCUGAGAAAGAGAGAGGAGAUAGAGGUGAAAGGGAGGAAAGAGAGAGGGGCGAAGGAGGAGACCGGGGUUCCCGGGGUUCCAGGGGUUCCAGCACUUCGGGAAAAAGCAAAUGACUCAUCUCUCGACACGUUUAUUUACUCAUCCAUCCCUCCAUCUUUCCAGAGAGAAGACAGGACUUGCAUUUCUCUGUCUCUGUCGCUCUGUUUGUCCUGACAGCCUGAUUCCAGGACAGAUGUAAUUGAUUAUGUCCCUCGAAUGUGUCGAUGUGUGUCUGUGUGCGUGUGCCAAUGUGUUGAAGAGAACGUCUGUGAAAGAAUCAGUAUAUGAACGUAUCCCAGCAUCAGAGGGCCCGUUCAGCCGCCCUGCUCGACUCUCACAGAAAAGGCACUUUAGAUUAUUGAGGAUGACUAUUAUAGCCCUUAAUAUUUUAGAAGCGUUUUCUUGAAGCAAUAUAUUGUAUGUAGUAACCGAUGCCGCUUGUUUUAGCUGCUCUGCUCUGCUCUUCCGAGUGAGUGUGAGAGAGAGAAAAAGUGACAGAGAGGACUUUCCGAGAGAGAAAUCUGGUGCGGUAUUAGGAUCGACAUCCUUACACAGCCCCACACAUGCAUACGCGCACGCACUGUGCAUUAUGGGAAAAUGUUCGGUAUGGAACACCAUUCUCUCUCCUGAGGCCGCACACGUCUUCCACCUGCUGCUCGUAGUAAUGGUUUUAAUCAUGUGAGACGCUUCACAGUGCUGAGGUGAGCUUGAUUCAGUCCAAACUACACUCGACGAAGUCUCAGUCACAAUACGUGAAUAUAAUGUGGCAGUGUGUGUGUGUGUGAAUACAGCUCCAUCCAGAAGGAGCUCAAAUGUACUAUGUAUAAUCUCAUUGAUCGUAUUUAUUAGGUUAUCGUGAUACGAAUUUAAAGUGCAAAGUUAUUCUUCCCUGAACUAAGAGGAAGUACGAUCAAACACCCCCCGUACGUGUACAAAUAUGCUGCUUUUUAUCAUCUCUGCCCCCCUACAUCACUCUUUGAUUGUAAAAUUAGUACACAUAAAAUAGGGUGUCUGUGAUUUUUGUCAUGCUAUAAUGAAAAAGAUUGUAUAUAUAUAUAUUUGUAUAUAUACUAGUAAACGAGAUUUACUUCUAUGAACUGCAGCGUCUAAUUAAAAAAAAAAAAAUCAUUUUUAUCAACUUAUGAAAAUCUAACAAGUUAAAAGUUGUUUUAAAGUGCCCCUGGCUGAAUUUAGACGGUAAACAUGCGCGUUAGCCGAGAUCUCUUGCAUAUGGAAACGCAACUUUUACUGUUUACGGUUUGUUUGUUUUUUUUUGGCCAGGGCAAAAGAUCAGGAUUCUUGUAAAAAGAAAUCACCAUUAAAAUACUCAUCCGAAACUGUUUUGUGUUUAAUUUAGAUGUUAAGAGAACUGUCUCUUGACAGCAGUUGCAAUUAAUAUCGACAAAGACAAUGAUAUUCCCCCUAAAAUAGUUCAAAUAUGUAUGUGAAAAUUAUAUUUACACAGAUAUGAUACAAACAAAAAAUAUCAAAGUAAACAAAUCAUUUUGGUGAGGUCAAGCUUUUCCUCUCUGGCUCUGUUUUCACCAAAGAGUUUAAACUCUAACUGACCUUACUGUCUAUGCAACAAACUAGUUCUUUUAGUGAAUCUAAAUCUGUGAACAAUCACAUUCGUAAUCCAACACGGUCAACAAACCUCUGCUUGGAAGGUCAACAACAUUAGGACUCAUCUGAUGGAUUUUUGUGACGUUUUUGUUCUCACUGUGGGUGCCUUAUGAAUGCAUGUAAUAAGCAGAUGCAGGCACUUCCUCCAGUAUUAUGUUCCAGAUAAAACAUGCAUUAUUAUGUGUUGAUCACAGAAAGCAUUGCUUACAGACACUUGCCCCUUGUUCAGAUCUAGUUAAACAUGCAACAUUGUUGUCACAUGACACAAAACAGCCCCUUAUGGCAGCAGAAAACAGUCACGCACCCUCCAGACUGGCUUAGACUUAGUGUGAUGGAGUCAAAUCUGGUUCUGAUUGGAUUCUUCUUUGAUUAUAAAUGUCACAGAAACUACAUAAAUUGGGACUAAACAUGUUUUGCACUAUGUAUCUGUGACUGAUAAAUGGGAUUGAAUGAAUGUCUGUAUGUCUCUGUCUUGUCUUUGCUGAAGCAAACUCUCCUGACAACCAGUCAACCAACUCCCCGUCCCAAAGCAUAGCCAAAAACUAUUUAAAAUCAUCUGACUUCACUUUCGGACUCUUCUACAUAUCCAACAUUUGUUUCAGAGUGACCUUGACUAUGGUCUACCUGCAAAAAGCACAAUUUCUCCCCCAACAACAAUCUGGAGUAUUAAAAGACGCUGGAUUCUGUCCUACACCAUGACCCCUUCCUUUCCUAAAGUUGCCACAUGAGGUCAGUGUUGCAAAGUCAUUGCUGUGCUAAAAUAUCUUAUUUGAACUCUUCAGGGUUUUUUUUUAACCCAGAAAUGUUGACAGACAGGGUCACUACACUGCAUAUUUAUCUGUGAUUUUUUUAGACCAUGUAGUCAGUUUUUGGUUUGCCAAGCCUUUCUUUGUUUCUUUGGCAGUGCCACUCACUUCUCUCCCCAGCUUGACCUCACCAGCAAGUCUAUAUUUUAAAUCAUUUCUGAACAAAUGAAAAAAAGAAAAGAAAAUCAAGCCCUAAAAUAGACAGAUUGUGGUUUGCCCUUCUUUAUUCAAAGUCAGUUGUUUCACACAUUAAAUUAAAGAAAAACUAUUAAGUUGCAUGAAAGAGAAUAUAGAGGUGAUUUCUAUGCAACAGCUGUGCAUGUUUAUCAAAAGGGUUUCAAUCUUCAGCAAAGCACUGGGUUUGGAUGAUGAUGAUGGAGAUGGAGAAAUGAGUGGAAUGAGCAGAUCACUUGUAUAGCUGAAAUGAGACAUUAAAUCAUUUAUGUACUGAUAUCUGCACUACUUCAUAAAUACAGGUUGUAUA